This is a messenger RNA of Castor canadensis (American beaver), 960 nucleotides long. Lineage: Eukaryota; Metazoa; Chordata; Mammalia; Rodentia; Castoridae. The record is from RefSeq and is a predicted model, not a curated record.
AUGGCUGGAGAGAAUCAGAGCAGCAUCUUCGAGUUCCUCCUCUGGGGACUGUCAGAGCACCCAGAGCAGCAGCACAUCCUCUUCCUGCUAUUCCUGUGGAUGUACAUCAUCACUGUGGCUGGGAACCUGCUCACUGUCCUGGCCAUUGUUGCUGAUACACGUCUCCACACCCCCAUGUAUUUUUUCCUCGCCAGCCUGUCUUGUGCAGACAUCCUUUUCACCUCCACCACUGUGCCCAAGGCCCUGGUGAACAUCCAGACCCAGAACAGGUCCAUCUCCUAUGCAGGAUGCCUGGCACAGCUCUACUUCUUCUUGACUUUUGGAGAUAUGGACAUCUUUCUCUUGGCCACAAUGGCCUAUGACCGCUACAUAGCCAUUUGCCACCCUCUCCACUACACAAUGAUCAUGAGCCUAUUGCGCUGCACAUUCAUGGUGACUGCCUGCUGGGCCCUGACAAAUCUUGUUGCCAUGACCUACACUUUCCUUUUAUUCCGUCUGUCCUUCUGCUCUAAGAAGAUCAUUCUUGACUUCUUCUGUGACCUGGGACCCCUGCUGAAGGUCUCUUGCUCUGAUACAAAGGUCAAUGAGUUAGUGCUUCUCUUCUUGGGAGGUGCAGUCAUAUUAAUCCCCUUUUUUCUCAUCCUGGUCUCUUAUAUCCACAUCGUUACUGCUAUUAUCAGAGUCCCCUCUGCUCAGGGAAGGCUCAAGGCCUUCUCUACCUGUGGUUCCCACCUUGCUGUGGUUGCCCUGUUCUUCGGGACUGUGAUCAAGGCUUAUCUGUGCCCAUCAUCUUCUUCCUCCAGCUCAAUGGUGAAGAACACAGCAGCUGCUGUCAUGUACACAGUGGUGAUUCCCUUGUUAAACCCCUUCAUUUACAGCCUGCGGAACAAGGACAUGAAAGGAGCACUGGUCAGAUUAUUCAGGAGCAAAUCUCCUUCUCAUAGAACCAAUAACUUGUGA